Molecule: messenger RNA, 1260 nt
Organism: Closterium sp. Naga37s-1
Lineage: Eukaryota; Viridiplantae; Streptophyta; Zygnematophyceae; Desmidiales; Closteriaceae
Source: the annotation of a GenBank genome assembly
AUGUGCUUGAACACAGGGGGGGAACCGGACAGGGGGGUGGUAGCGGACACACCAGAAUGGACGACUAGGUACAUGCACGAGAAGAAUCGCAAGCUUCGCCUGCAGUUCGAGGGGGAGGCAGCUGCCGGCCUGCUCUGGCAACCCCAGCUGCCAUCCCACGUGCCAGUCUCGUCCCAGCAGCUUGCCUCUCUGCACAGCUUUGCUGCUCCCAAGCAGGCUGCACCUGGUGCAGGCUGGACUCCUCAUGAACCUUUGCCUGGCAGCAUGAAGGCACAUGACCAAGUGCCUGCCAUUGCUGCUGGUGCUUAUGGUGCUGGUGGUGCUGGUGCUAGAGGAAACGGAGAGGAGGGUGAUUCGGGUGGUUGGCAUGUGCCAUGUGAUCCCAGAGGUCCGGGCGAGGGUUGGGUCGGUGCACGUGGGGAAGGGGAGGAUGCGGCGAGCAAGGCAGUUGUGGUAGCUGGAGAUGCACGGCAUGUGGAGUCAUGGCAGCGCGGAGUGAGUGGUGGCGGCGCGGGGUAUGACAAGAAUGAGGGAGCGAGGGCUGGUGAAGCAGCGUUGCAAGGAGUGCAGCGCGGUGCAUCGAGUGGCAGUGCGUCUCGCCUGUUUGAAGGCGUGGUCAUUUGGGAGCUACGGCAGCUGAUGCUGGUGCAUGGAGGCGUGUUUGAGAACUACUUCCACCCCUCGCGCGUCACGCACAUCAUCUGCGCCAACCUCCCAGACACCAAGCUCGUGCAGUUCCGCAACAACCCAGCAGUGUUCUCCUUUGCUUUUCCCUUUCUCAUCCGUUAUCUAUUCUCCACCCCGCUCCCAACCUUCGCCCCCGUUUUCUCAGUGGAUGCAUUCUUCCUGCGCCGCCUGGCCUUGGACCAUCCCGAUCAGAAGACCCUCCCCUCCACCUUCUUCCGUGCUGAACCCGCGCCGCAACUCCCUUCCUCGCACUCUCCUGCUCGCGUUGCUGCCGUUCCUGCGAACCCGGCUUCUCCUUUUGCACCUCUUGCCAUUGCCGCUGCGCCUGCUGGCUCUGCUGCCAACGCAACUGCAGCCGCCGGUUCUAUCGGCACAGCUCUUGCUCCCUGCACCCCCUGCCUGAUCCAGGGGCUAGACUUGCAUGCAGCAGACACAGAAGCAGAAGCAGAAGCAGCAGCAGAAGCAGCAGCAGAAGCAGCAGCAGCCGCGCGUAUCAGAACACAGGGUACUGUGAUUGAUCAAGGGGAUGCUUGCGACGCACGUAUAGGCGCCUCAAAGAUCGUUUCGUUGUAA